UCGUUUCAUUUUUACCUGUGCGGUCGAUAGAAUAUGGUAACAUUAUUACAUUUAUAAAUUUCAACUCGAUCGUCAAUUAUGAAUUUUGUUAAUUAUAUGGUUUUUGAAAAUACGAAAUCGGAAAUCGUUUGUGUAUGAUUGAGAUAAUUCUCUAGUUAAGCCUUAUUCGUGGAUUGUCGAACUAUUUCAACAUGCAAAUCUCGCAAUGGCUGUUGAUAUUCGUAUUAAUCAUUAUAACAGAUGCUGAACAUAAUAUCCAAAAACGAGACUCAUCAAAUAAAAAAAAAAUAGUUUGUUAUUAUACUAAUUGGAGUGUGUAUAGACCGGGAACUGCUAAAUUUUCUCCGCAAAAUAUCAAUCCAUAUUUAUGUACUCAUUUGAUAUACGCAUUUGGUGGGUUAGACAAAGAAAAUGGUCUCAAGCCGUAUGACAAGUAUCAAGAUAUAGAACAAGGUGGUUAUGCGAAGUUCAAUGGAUUAAAAACGUAUAACAAGAACCUUAAAACUUUGCUUGCUAUUGGAGGAUGGAAUGAAGGAUCUACUAGAUUUUCAAAACUCGUAGCAGACGAAGACAGACGCAAAGAGUUUGUAAAAAAUGUAGUUAAGUUUUUAAGACAAAAUAACUUUGAUGGAUUAGACCUUGAUUGGGAAUAUCCAUCAUUCAGAGAUGGAAGUAAUCCUAGUGACAAAGAAAAUUAUGCAUUAUUGGUCAAGGAAUUGCGUGAAGAAUUUAAUAAAGAAUCUUCAAAAACUGGCCGUUCUAGACUUCUCCUUACUAUGGCUGUUCCAGCUGGCAUAGAGUAUAUUGACAAGGGAUAUGACAUUCCAGAAUUAAACAAAUAUUUAGAUUUCAUGAAUUUAUUAACAUACGACUACCAUUCAGCGUAUGAACCAGCUGUAAAUCAUCAUUCUCCACUUUAUCCACUAGAGGAAGAUUCUGAAUAUAAUUUUGAUGCUAAACUUAAUAUUGAUCAUACAAUCAAACAUUAUUUAGACUCUGGUGCAGAUAAAGAUAAACUAGUGUUAGGUAUUCCUACUUAUGGAAGAUCAUACACUUUAUUCAAUAAAGAGAGUACGGGAAUAGGAGCUCCAUCUGACGGACCCGGAGAAAAAGGAGAAGCUACUAGAGAAAAAGGAUAUUUAUCCUAUUAUGAAAUAUGUGGAAGUUUAAAAAAAGAUGACAAGUGGACAGUUGAGCAACCUAAACCUAGAGCAAUGGGACCAUAUGCUUAUAAAGAUAACCAAUGGGUUGGUUAUGAUGACGAAGAAUUCGUAAAACUUAAAGCUAAAUAUGUAAACGAACAUGAAUUAGGAGGAAUUAUGUUUUGGUCUAUUGACAAUGAUGAUUUUAGAGGAAGUUGUCACAAGCGUCCAUAUCCUUUAAUUGAAGCAGGAAAAUCAGCGUUAUUAGGGUUUGUUAUUAUUACUUUAAAAAAUGUAUUUAUUUAUUUUUAUAAAAUAUAUAAUGUUUUUAGAAAUUUGAAAGUCGAUUCAACGUUAACCAAAGAAACAAAAACUCCUCUUAAGCAAAGACCUAAACAAAGACCAAUAUCUAGAUCAACGACUACUGAAAGUGAAGAAAUUUCUUCUGUAUCAACAACUCCUGAACCACCAACAACGCCUGAUUCUGGAACCGAUUUCACAUGUAAAGAGGAAGGGUUCUUCCCUCAUCCACGUGAAUGUAAAAAAUAUUUUUGGUGUUUAGACAGUGGUCCAUCAAAUUUAGGAAUCGUAGCUCAUCAAUUUACUUGUCCUUCAGGAUUAGUAUUUAAUAAACUUUCAGACUCAUGUGACUAUAGCCGAAAUGUAAUUUGUAAAGAUAAAAUAACCACGUCCGAUGUUACCACUAUUACUACAACUACUUCUACCUCAAAACCAAUUAAGUCUGGAUUAAAAAUUACCACAACAACUACAACUACAAGUACUCAAGCUCCUGAAAUUGAAGAAGAAGUUGACAGUGAAUUUGAAGAAGAAGAUCCCAAAGAAAUUAAACAAUUAAUUACUCUUAUUAAAAAAUUAGGCGGUGUAGCUGAGUUAGAAAAGCAGUUAAACCUUAAAGAUGGCGAUACAGAAGUUACAACACCCACAAUAAGUAAAACUUUAUAUAAUAAGGUUUUAAAGAAUCCAGCUAACAGAUUUCAGUCUCGUUAUGUUAAUGGUCCUGGUCCCCAAAGUAAUGGUUUAGAAGUUAAAGAUGAUACGCCUGACUACAAAAAGGAUAAGCCACAGUAUGUGACUAUCAGACGACAAAGGCCAUCAAAAGAUGUUGAAGAAGAAAACUUAAAUGUUGAGGACGCUAAUUCUGAACAUGAUGUAACCACAGAACAAACAAAACUAACAUAUAAGUCCGUAGACAGAAAUAGAUAUCGUGAUUUAGAGGAAUCUUCAAAUAAAAACGAAGAAAAUGAUUCCAUACCAAAAUACAUUUCUAUAAAUCAAUCGAGAUCUACUGAAAGUGAUUCUCAAGAUACAACUAGUCCAAAAUACGUAACAUUACGCAGAUCAAGACCAACAACUCAGGCAGAAGAAAGCAUUGAUGAAGAAACUUCCCUCACUACUUUACCAUCCACUUCAUCUCCUAAAUAUGUUUCAUUAUUGAGACAAAGAAGUACUACAACACCAUCCAAACACGAAGAAAGAGUAAUUGAGGUAACAACGAUAAAAGAAGAGGACGAUGAAAUCCGAGACAUUAUUACAACCCCUAAGGUGAGUGAAGAAACUAUUACAAAUGAACCUAUUUUAACUAGCACAAAAUUGCCUAUUACAACACUGGAUGCCGAAAUUGAUAUUUCGACAGUAAAUUAUUCCACAACAAUAUCAAAUAUAUCUGAAACUAUUUUUACUACUCAAGCUCCUAUUCCAACUACUAUGGAACCAAUUUCCCUUGAGACUACCAUAGCUUCAACAACGUCAACAUCUACAAUAACUAAUGUAAUAACAUCUAUUUACGAAGCUGCAACUGAGAGACAGCGUGUUCGUAUUAAAAAUAUUCCUAACUUUUUAUCCGAACAUAAAAAAUCUGAAUUGGAUAAGUUUACUAUAGAGAUGAAUAAAAUCUCAACAACUACGCCUAAAGUAAUAGAAAAUAACCUAAUGAUGGAGGAAUCUACACAAAAAUCAAUUCUUAAGGGUCGAUUUAGAAGUCAGACACAUCCUCGACCUACAUUAAGAAAACCUACAGAGCCCACAAUUAAAAUUACAACAACGGAAAAAGUUAUAGAUACAGUUACUGAAAAAAAAAGUCGUUUAAAUAAGUACACUAAUAGAUUCUUUAGACCUAGUCAAAAUAAUACCGAAGAAUCAACUACUACUCCAAAACGAUUUAUUCGACCCACUACUGAAACAUAUUCAAGCAAUAUUACAAAACAGUAUGGUAGAUUCAGGUCUAAUACUGUUAAUAAUUUAAGUACAAGUACUCCAUCAAUAAGAAGAGGAGGUUCCAGAUUUAGAUCCAGUACAACUGAAGCACCGACUUCAUCGAAUACUGUUGAAGUAAAAAAAUCAAGAUUUUUUAGAUCACGUAAGCCAACUACUGAAGGUUCUACUACUACAUAUACUACAGAAUCUAAAAUAAUAAAUGACGGAGAACUAUUAAAUACGGGAGAGAACGUUGACAGAGUACGAUAUGACUCGUCUACUUACGAUCAAACAACAUAUAGAUUUACAUCGAGAACAGAGAAAAAUUUUGAACAUUUUUCUUCAGAAAAGAAUGAAUUUAGAGAGACUACAAUAAAUGAUUAUGAAUCUUAUAAAACAAAUCCAGACGACAUAACUACCUUAUUGCCAAGCACCACCAAUAAAAUGUACAAAAUUGUUUCUAGAGGUUCUGUAAAAGCUGAUGAUACAGUUAAAUAUGAUAUAGAAGAAAAACCUCGACGCACGUCAUCAGGACGGCAGAACUCUAGAUUUUUAAAAGACGAACAAAAAGUAUUUUUCAUCAAAAUCAAACCAACUGUAGAUGGUAGGUCUCAAAAUGAAUUUAUAUCAGAAGCUACGAAAAAUGUAACUAGAAAUCGAGGGCGAGUUAGAGCAUUUGAUUCGUUGGAACUUUAUACCCUAUCAGAUGGACUAACAAAUAAAAAUCGACAACAAGAAUUAUUUAAAGGAAGUGAAACAAAGUUCACUGCUCGCCAAUUGUCAGUCACAAACAACUCAACAGAAGAGAUUCGAAGGGAUAGAAACCGUUUUAGAGGCACAAGACCUCCUAUAAGAACAACAACUGCUGUUGAAGAACCUCAAUCAUCUACAGAAUCAUACGUAGCAAAAGUUAAUCGAAGAAGAAAAUUUAGACCAGAAUAUACAACUGUUGUGGCUACAACUAAAUACAGCCAAGAAGAGCCCACAACAAUACGAAGCAGAAGACCUGAACAACGAAGAAUUAAAAAUAGGACUACAACACUUAAAAAUAUUCCAACAACUAUAGUAACUCCUGAAACUGUAGCAGAAGACAGCAAACAAAUAAAUGAUUUUUUGGACUCAUCUUCUCAGCCAUUUUAUGACGAAAGUAGUUUUUUCAGCAAGAAUAGAGACGAUCGAAAAAUAGGUGGACCAGUUGAAGACCUUGCAAACACUGCUGUAGCUGCAAUACAUACAUUAGCUACAGCUCCUCCAUCUACUACUAUAUAUAGAUCAUCUACCAGUGUUCCAGAAAAAACUUUCUUCCAAGAACCUCAGCACCAAGAGCUAAUUGUGCCUCGUCUUCCUCAUUCUAAGGAUAAUGUAUUCAAUUUACAAAAUGAAUUUACAAAAUCACUACAACAACAGCCACAGCAACAAACACUCCAACAGCUAUCUCCUUCUAUUAAGCUAUCAGAAUCAUUACAACAACAACCUCCUAAAUCAUUUCAGCCAGUUGCUUCGGGCCAGUUUCAUCCAUCUCCAUUCCAAUCAGGACCAUUUCAACCAAUUCCAUUUUCCUCUGAUGUGUCAUUUUCACCACCACCUGUAUUUGCCCCUCAACAACCAACAACUCCUCUACCAGCUACUUCCCGACAAACGUUUUUACUAAGACGUGGUCCAUCAAGAACUACACCAUUGAUUAAAUUCACACCAACUACAGCCCGUUCAUUAGUACCAGUUCAACCCAUACAGUUUCUAAAUGAUGGACCUAACCAAGAGCAGUUUGCCGACUACUCAGAACAGUCUAAUUCUGGUGAACAAGUAGCACUCAAAGGCAAAGUUCGAAUACAUGCGGAUGGAUAUAUCGAAUGCCUGGACAUGGGUAGUUUUCCUCAUCCGUUUUCGUGUCAAAAAUUCAUUUCUUGCUCCAAGACCGAAUAUGGUUCUUUGAUCGGUUGGGAGUAUACAUGUCCUAAAGGACUAUCAUUUGAUCCAGUCGGUGGUAUUUGUAAUUGGUCAAAUGGAUGCAAUAAUUAAUGAUCUAAUUAACAGAGGAAACCUAAAAGAACUUAAUUUAUAUUCAAUAAAUAAAACAAUUCCUAGUCUUUCUCAAAUGACGUAAUGAGUUAUAAUUUUCGUACACUUAACUGAGGCCAAUGUGUUAGUGCUUUUCUUGGUUAAUUCUUAAGCCAAUAACGGAUAUAGAAAACACUCAACUUGGAUGAAAUUACAAUAUCAUUUGUCUCCAAUGUCAAAAUAAUAAUUUGUAGUUUCAUUCGAUUUGUUUUAUAUACGUUUUAGCUUAACGUAUUAUAUUGUUUAUGACAGUUAAGGAUAACUAGUUUAAUUUGUA
Molecule: messenger RNA, 5691 nt
Organism: Daktulosphaira vitifoliae (grape phylloxera)
Lineage: Eukaryota; Metazoa; Arthropoda; Insecta; Hemiptera; Phylloxeridae
Gene: Cht6
Product: serine-rich adhesin for platelets
Exons: 17
Coding region: 192-5375 (1727 amino acids)
Biological process (GO): chitin catabolic process; carbohydrate metabolic process
Cellular component (GO): extracellular region
Molecular function (GO): chitin binding; chitinase activity
Source: RefSeq, a predicted model, not a curated record